This is a messenger RNA of Megalops cyprinoides (Indo-Pacific tarpon), 1640 nucleotides long. RefSeq names its product transcription factor Dp-2 (gene tfdp2). Gene Ontology annotation, cellular component: nucleus; transcription regulator complex. NCBI's taxonomy places the organism in Eukaryota, Metazoa, Chordata, Actinopteri, Elopiformes, Megalopidae. The coding region runs from base 289 to 1551 and encodes 420 amino acids. Gene Ontology annotation, molecular function: DNA-binding transcription factor activity, RNA polymerase II-specific; RNA polymerase II transcription regulatory region sequence-specific DNA binding. The record is from RefSeq and is a predicted model, not a curated record. Gene Ontology annotation, biological process: regulation of transcription by RNA polymerase II; regulation of cell cycle. The transcript has 15 exons.
GGCAUAAAGUAGUUGCGGUUCUGCCCACUAGCUGAUAGUUGCGAACUCGAGCCUGAAGUAAUUUCUGGUCAUAUUUAUUUGCGUUUAAUUUCUUUUCGAGAGCCGUCUACAGCACUUGCAAGACAUCCAGCCAAAGUACCUGCCCUGAGGCAAAACGAAACACACCGCCGACUCGGAAGGUCGUGGCCCAGGGACCAGUUUGUCGAAGAACGUUUGAAAGAUAUGGGGUCCUCUCUUUUUUGAAGUCUGAAUUUGUGGCAUUUGGCGUGCCUGCCCGGGACCCUCAACAUGAUGACCAAUGCUGGUGGAGCAGCUCCCCUUUGUGGAGAUCUGAAGGCUUUCUUGAGCACCAGUCAGAACAUCACAAAAAGUAAUAUUUCCAUGGUAACGCCAUCUAACUUCAACCCAACGAAGAUCACUUUAGGGCCAGUUAGUGUGAAUGUGGGGCCCUCAAUGAUCAUCAGCACACCUCAGCGAGUUGCCAACUCAGGGAGCGUUCUUGUGGGGAGCCCGUUCACUCACACGCCCACCAUGGUGGCCCAGAGCCGCCCCCCUCAGGUUGCAGAGUGGACUCCUGGGGCCAAACGAACUCAUGACAUCAUAGAGUCAUACUUCUCUGACCGGGACACCCUCUGUGCAGGCGACUCAUCCAGUAAGAGGCUGAAGAAGGGUGACAAGAAUGGAAAAGGCCUGAGACAUUUCUCCAUGAAGGUGUGCGAGAAGGUGCAGCAGAAAGGCACCACCUCCUACAACGAGGUGGCUGACGAGCUGGUGGCCGAAUUCACCAAUUCCAGCAGUCUGAUGGCCGCCGAUUCGCAGGUGUAUGAUCAGAAGAAUAUCCGCCGGCGUGUGUAUGAUGCUCUGAACGUGCUGAUGGCCAUGAACAUCAUCUCCAAGGAGAGGAAGGAGAUCCGCUGGAUCGGCCUGCCCACCAACUCAGCCCAGGAAUGUCAGAACCUGGAGCUGGAGAAGCAGAAGCGUAUGGAGAGGAUCAGGCAAAAGAGGGCUCAGCUACAGGAGCUAAUACUACAGCAAAUCGCGUUCAAGAGCCUGGUCCAGAGGAACCAGGCCAGCGAGAUGUCAUCCCAGGCCCCGCCCCCUCCUGGCUCUGUCAUCCAGCUGCCCUUCAUCAUCCUCAACACCAGCGUCCGCACUGUCAUCGACUGCUCCAUCUCUGGCGACAAGUGCGAGUACCUCUUCAACUUUGACAACACGUUUGAGAUCCAUGACGACAUCGAGAUUCUGAAGCGCAUGGGGAUGUCUCUGGGUCUGGAGAGCGGGAAGUGUUCCCCAGAAAACCUGCGGGUCGCCAAGUCUCUCGUCCCCAAAUCCCUGGAGAGCUACGUCACAGGCAUGGCAAACAGCUCUGACAGUGCUCUGUCAGGCCUCUGUGCGGACCAGGACACCUCGUGUUUGAUUGGUGGGCAGAGCCGCAGCCACAGUAGCACCGCCCCCUCCCACGCUUCUGAAUCCCGUGGACAGACGCCCAGCUCCUUCAACGAGGACGAGGAGGACGAGGACGAAGAGGACGAGCCUUCCUCCCCUGAAUGACUGACAGAUUCGACCCAUCAGACGGCCAGCACUGUCCCCCUCAGGGGCAGGACUCCCACUCAUGUAUGGCAGGAGCAAGAAGACGGGAA